Molecule: messenger RNA, 991 nt
Organism: Coccinella septempunctata (seven-spotted ladybird)
Lineage: Eukaryota; Metazoa; Arthropoda; Insecta; Coleoptera; Coccinellidae
Product: RNA-binding protein Rsf1-like
Exons: 2
Coding region: 166-720 (184 amino acids)
Biological process (GO): mRNA splicing, via spliceosome
Cellular component (GO): nuclear speck
Molecular function (GO): RNA binding
Source: RefSeq, a predicted model, not a curated record
AAAUGCUUGCAUUUCAUUGGUCAAUAUCUUGUAACGCUCAAGUUCCAUCUUCUACCGGCGUCAUUCUGCCAUUCUGAAGUUGUUGUUUGACCAUCAAGUUUGCGUUGCAAGUAAAAUUGUCAUAAUCUACGUUUGAUCGACGAUCUUCGCUUCGAAUUUUGAAACAUGGGAGACCGUGACAGAAAGGUUUCCACGGCUCGCGUCUACGUAGGAGGGCUCAACGAAACUAUCAAGAAAGAAGAUUUGGAAACCGAGUUCGAGAAAUAUGGUAAACUCAACUCUGUUUGGGUUGCAUUCAAUCCCCCUGGCUUUGCUUUUAUUGAAUUCGACGAAAUGACCGAUGCCGAAUCAGCCUGUGAUAGCUUGAAUGGCACAGACAUGUUCGGUUCGAAAUUGAUUGUCGAAAUUGCAAGAGGCAGGUCACGAAGAGGAGGGUUCAGAGGAGGUCGUGGUGGAGGCGGCUAUCGAGGAGGUGGCGGUGGUGGUGGAUUCAGAGGAGGAAGACCUUCCUUUGAUAGGUACGGUGGUCCCCCAAGAAGAAAUAGUGGAGGCCCUGGAGAUAGAUUUGGAGGAAGAGACCAAGGAAGAAGAAGUGAUGGCUUCCGAGGAAGGUCAGACAGUUAUGGUGGUAGAGGAGGUGGUGGUCCAAGAAGAUUUGAUGAUAAUGCAAGAUUCCGUUCAAGGUCCCCAGCUGGUGGUGGUGGUGGACCAAGACGUUAACUUUAGGUAUAUUAUUGAGGAACCACAAAUUUGUUUUUUUUAAUUUGAAUCAGUCUUUAUGCUCAUGUUCUUAAUAAUAGUUAUUAAGUAUAUUUGAUAAGACUCGUUUUUGUCGAGACUGUUAUUAAGUAUGAAUUUUUAUAAUUUGACAUGAUUGUGUGAUUUCAAAUUGAAAUUAAUAUUAAGAAAACAUAUUUAUUUAAUUUGGCAUUGUAUGAAUGCUGAACAUCAUUUUAUAUGUUUUGACUGUAAUAAAUUAGUGUAAAGUAAA